UGCAGCGCGUCAUGCAGCUCCAGCUCUAGCAUCCCGGUGUUAAUAGCAACGACGUUUUACGUCAGCUCCUCCAGCACUAUUAUUACCAUCCUUAUAUUUAUUUCUGUGGAAGAACAGAGGGGAUUAAGUGUCGGCGCGGGUGCUGGUUGCCUGUCCUUUCCCCCCGCAGCUCGUCUGGAGGAGGAUGGCCGAGAGCGAGGCGGACACGCCGAGCACACCGAUCGAGUUUGAGAGCAGAUACUUCGAGUUUGACGGGGUGCGACUGCCGCCCUUCUGCAAAGGCAAGAUGGAGGAGAUCGCAGAUUUCUCCCUCAGAAGUAGCGAUAUAUGGAUUGUCACAUAUCCAAAGUCAGGUACCAGUCUUCUCCAGGAAAUAGUGUAUCUGGUGAGUCAGGGAGUAGACCCUGAUGAGAUCGGCCUCAUGAAUAUUGACGAACAGUUGCCUGUCUUAGAAUAUCCACAGCCGGGCCUGGAUAUCAUACAGGAGCUGACAUCGCCUCGCUUGAUAAAAAGCCAUCUUCCCUACCGGUUUCUGCCUACAGCUAUGCACAAGGGAGAGGCCAAGGUGAUCUAUAUGGCUAGAAACCCCAAGGACCUGGUGGUUUCUUACUACCAGUUCCACCGCUGUCUCAGGACAAUGAGUUACCGGGGAACCUUCCAGGAGUUCUGCCGGCGCUUCAUGAAUGACAAAUUGGGAUAUGGUUCCUGGUUUGAACAUGUUCAGGAAUUUUGGGAACAUCGUAUGGAUUCUAAUGUCCUAUUUUUGAAAUAUGAAGAUAUGUACAAGGAUCUGCAGACAAUGGUGGAGCAGUUGGCCAGAUUCCUAGGUGUUUCUUGUGAUAAAGCUCAAGUGGAAGGCAUGGUGGAGAGCUGCAACCAGUUGAUUGAGCAGUGCUGCAAUACUGAGGCCCUGUCCAUCUGCAGGGGUCGUGUGGGUCUGUGGAAAGAUGUCUUCACAGUAGCCAUGAAUGACAAAUUUGAUGCAGCAUACAGACAGAAGAUGGGCAAGUCCGACCUAACGUUUGACUUCUGCCUGUGACUGCCCUGGACUGCUCUCUCCAUCCGGCCCUGCUUCUACUGACGAUACCAGUGCUAACCCUAAGCCAUGCUUGUCAAUCUGAGUGAAUGAGUCAUAAGUUAAAUCAUGUCGUCUAUUACUGGGAUCAAUUGUAAGACUUCUCACAUAAUUCAGUCUUGAACAAUUUAACAAGAUUUUAAAUAUCACAUAUUUGUGGCCUGAAAGAAAUCACUCGAGAAUUCCUUAAAUGUUACUGAAUUUUUCUCAGUCAAUAUUUAAAUCAAGUUUCCUGUCACUCCAGCCUUCAAUAUAUAUUCACACUUCUGUGCAAUGUAAGUGUAUAUUCUGCAAAGCGUUGGACUGGUACUAAUUUUUCAAGGUGAAUAAACCUCAAAGCUCAGAUCCAAUCAUUUGUGUGUAAAUAUCUAUGAUUAGACUCUUCUAAUAAUCACACGUGUGGUGGAAUAUGGUUAAAAACAUCGCUAGGUAGGAACAGAAUAGUUCAUCACACUCUCACGUAGCACUUAUCAAUCACUAUGUUUCAGCUCAAAGUUUUUUUACAUUGAAUAAUUUUUUUAAAGAAAAGUUGAACCCUAAUUUAGUCCAUAUUACUCAGUGCCAUUAUGGAAAAAAACAUUAUUCUUAAAACUACAGACAUUAAGUGGUAGUAGAGUCAUUUGGCCUUUGCAUCUAGAUUCAUCUGAUUUGAAUGAGAAUACCCGUUUUUCUGGAAAGAAUGACGCUAAAAGCCUUAUUUGUGAGAUGAUAAAUGUUUAGUAUGUCCAGGACAAGAGUGGGAAAAACAGAAAAUGUGCAAUUGUUGGAAUAAAACACUACUUAAGAAUGCAUCCAUAUACUGUAUAUAUAUCCAACAUAGAUACAAUUUUGAAUUUCUGGCCUUCAUCACAUUACAAAGUUAAUUUAAUAACCUUUCAUCAAUUAGCAAUGUUGCCAUUCCACUUUCCAACAACUCCAAGACAUUCAAGCAUUGAAAAAGUGAAAACAUGAAGCAUUUCAAAUGUUAUUUUCUUACAUUCUUCCUGUUAACAUGACUUAAAGAGUCAAACAAUGCCGCACAAAACAAAGGAGAUUUUAAGAGAACCAGGAUUAAGUUGUAUAAUUUCUCCAUUAUGGGGGAAAAGGUUAAGGUGGUGCAGGCAGUACUCGAGUUGUAAAAAUAAAUCAGGGGGGGUGGUGGAUUUGAUCAUAUGGGGACAGAUAAUUUGUGCUGAUUACAAAUAAUAUAAUAUAUUACAAAUAAU
This is a messenger RNA of Cololabis saira (Pacific saury), 2280 nucleotides long. It is a transcript of the gene sult4a1, whose product is annotated as sulfotransferase family 4A, member 1. Gene Ontology annotation, biological process: sulfation. Gene Ontology annotation, cellular component: cytoplasm. The record is from RefSeq and is a predicted model, not a curated record. The coding region runs from base 185 to 1039 and encodes 284 amino acids. Gene Ontology annotation, molecular function: sulfotransferase activity. Lineage: Eukaryota; Metazoa; Chordata; Actinopteri; Beloniformes; Belonidae. The transcript has 7 exons.